Messenger RNA from Porites evermanni, 889 nucleotides. The record is from the annotation of a GenBank genome assembly. Lineage: Eukaryota; Metazoa; Cnidaria; Anthozoa; Scleractinia; Poritidae.
GAGCAAUCAAGAAGCGAUCGAGAUAAAUAUGUCAAGAUCUAUUGGGAGAACAUUCUACCUAGUAAGAUAUUGCAUACAGUAGUAAAUCAUACUUACGUUGUGUUAACCGGCCAUCAGCGACAGACUGCAAACUAUUGUUGCAAGCUGAAAGCUAAAAAGGUCUAUUUAUUUUGGACGGCACGACUUUUACUCAAUUGUCAGUUGAAAAUAUUGGUUUGAUUAAACUAGUACUUUGAAAUCUACGUGAUAUCUUUAGAAGUGUUCAGAUAUCUAUUCUGACUUCACUAACACCAGAAAAGGAACAAUUCUCGUGCCAAAACCAUAAAUAAUCCGAAACUAUCCCUCGAAUCCCGCACGCCCCUUAACCGUGCCGUCAGAAUUUCUAUUUAUUUCUGUCCAAUUCGUUCCCAUGUUUCUCAAACGUCAGAAAUUACAAUUUUUUUGGCAUCUUUCACCAUUCCUGGGGUCGCAGUUACUUUCUAAUUAUUAUAAAAUGCAUCAAAAAAGCGCUUUUGAAUUUUAGCAUGAUUGAGUAAUAUCAUGAAUUGCUCCUUCAUAGUUAAAUGUGCGCAAAUAUGUCUUUACAGGAAAUACGCUAAGCCAAGUGUGUUACCUACCUACUUUCCCUACCUUACCUACCUAAUUUUGUUUUAUUUUAGAGUAUAAAGACCAGUUUGACAAAUAUUCGUGGAGGACUCUUGAUAAUUUGGGCGUGUCCUGCGAUUAUCAGUCCGUCAUGCAUUAUGAUAGACUGGCAUUCACCAAAAACGGCAAACCCACCAUUGUAGCCAUUGGAAACGAGAACAUGGAAUUUGGAGCUCCGAAUAACCUUCUAUGUACCAGAGACGCAGUCAAAAUCAAUGCUUUAUACAAUUGCAGAAGUGAGUAG